Molecule: messenger RNA, 1446 nt
Organism: Sorex fumeus (smoky shrew)
Lineage: Eukaryota; Metazoa; Chordata; Mammalia; Eulipotyphla; Soricidae
Gene: BBS5
Product: Bardet-Biedl syndrome 5
Exons: 13
Coding region: 199-1161 (320 amino acids)
Biological process (GO): intracellular transport; cilium assembly
Cellular component (GO): BBSome; ciliary basal body
Molecular function (GO): phosphatidylinositol-3-phosphate binding
Source: RefSeq, a predicted model, not a curated record
UUUAGCCCCGCGUAGACCUCCGGCCUCGGCCAUCAGUCACCAUGUCGGUACUGGACGCGCUUUGGGAGGACCGCGAUGUGCGUUUCGACGUGUCCUCGCACUCCUAUGACUUCUUUCUGGUUCUGUUUUAUUCUUUGUAUUCCCAAUAACUACAGAUUUCUUCUCUGUGUUCUUGAAGACCUCAUGAGCAGUUGACAAAUGAAAACGAGACCUGGAGAAGCCCUUAUUGAUUGUUUAGAUUCAAUUGAAGACACUAAAGGAAAUAAUGGGGAUAGAGGUAGACUCUUGGUAACAAAUUUAAGAAUUAUCUGGCACUCUUUGUCUCUACCCAGAGUCAAUCUCUCUAUCGGUUAUAACUGCGUAUUGAGUAUUACAACAAGGACUGCCAACUCUAAAUUACGAGGCCAGACGGAAGCUCUUUACAUACUAACAAAAUGUAACAGUACUCGUUUUGAGUUUAUAUUUACAAAUUUAGUUCCUGGAAGCCCUAGACUUUUUACUUCAGUGAUCGCAGUGCAUAGAGCAUAUGAAACAUCUAAAAUGUAUCGUGAUUUUAAAUUGAGAGGUGCACUAAUUAGAAAUAAACAACUAAGAUUAUUACCACAAGAACAUCUGUAUGAUAAAAUCAGCGGCGUAUGGAAUCUAUCCAGUGAUCAGGGAAAUUUGGGAACCUUUUUUAUUACCAAUGUGAGAAUUGUGUGGCAUGCAAAUAUGAAUGACAGUUUCAAUGUCAGUAUACCAUAUCUGCAAAUUAGGUCAAUAAAGAUUAGAGAUUCAAAAUUUGGUUUAGCUCUUGUCAUAGAAAGUUCUCAGCAGAGUGGAGGAUAUGUGCUUGGCUUUAAAAUAGAUCCUGUGGAAAAACUACAAGAAUCUGUGAAGGAAAUCAAUUCACUUCACAAAGUCUAUUCUGCCAGUCCAAUAUUUGGAGUUGAUUAUGAGAUGGAAGAGAAGCCACAGCCCAUUGAAGCUCUGACAGUUGAACAAAUUCAAGAUGAUGUAGAAAUCGAUGCUGAUGAUCACACGGAUGCUUUUGUGGCUUAUUUUGCUGAUGGAAAUAAGCAACAAGAUCGUGAACCUGUAUUUUCAGAAGAACUGGGGCUUGCAAUAGAGAAAUUGAAGGAUGGAUUCACCCUGCAGGGACUUUGGGAAGUAAUGAGUUGAUCUUGAGUUGAGCUGGAUUUCUAUUUAAAGUAUCUCAAGAUUUAAGAUUCUAGUUGCCUAUAAUAAUGCAAAAAAUUGGUUGUUUACAUCUACAGAAAACAUUAAGGAAGUUUUUUUUAUAAUUAAGAAAACCUCAUCUAAGAUUUUACUGUCAGUUUUAUAAAAAGUUUUUAAAUUGAAAUGUAUCUGGUUUGUAAUAUUAGUUUUGUACUUAAUACUUGUAAAUUAUUAGUCUGCAGAUAUUAAAUGAUUGUAUCAUGUUGGGUUUAAUAAAGAAUUUAUGCA